Messenger RNA from Anarrhichthys ocellatus (wolf-eel), 2563 nucleotides. RefSeq names its product forkhead box G1a (gene foxg1a). Bases 263 to 1570 code for a protein of 435 amino acids. Gene Ontology annotation, cellular component: nucleus. The transcript has 2 exons. Lineage: Eukaryota; Metazoa; Chordata; Actinopteri; Perciformes; Anarhichadidae. The record is from RefSeq and is a predicted model, not a curated record. Gene Ontology annotation, molecular function: DNA-binding transcription factor activity; sequence-specific double-stranded DNA binding. Gene Ontology annotation, biological process: regulation of transcription by RNA polymerase II.
UGGCUGCGGCUCCUUAAUUAAUUGCAGCUAUCUGUCUCCUAUCGAUGUGUGUGUACAUGUGUGUUGUGUGUGUGUGUGUUGUGUUUCCUCUUUUCUCCCCAAACCGAACAUGAAAUAGUUUGUUGGGCUAUACUUUCUUUCUUCCUGUCGUUCCCCCUUCCUUCCUCCCCGUCCUGGUUCGCGGGCGCAGACCGUACAGAUUGAGACCCAGCUGUGUUAGUCGCUUCUGCUCGUUGCCAUUUUCCCCCCUCAUUGCCCGGUGAUGUUGGAUAUGGGAGAGCGCAAAGAGGUGAAAAUGAUUCCUAAAUCGUCGUUCAGUAUAAACAGUUUGGUGCCGGAGGCCGUGCAAAGCGACAACAACAACCACCAGAACCAGCACCAGCACCACCAGAACCACCACCUCCACCACAUCCACCGGCCCGGCGGCGGCGGCGCGGACGAAGCCGAGCAGAAGGCUCCUCUCCCGGCCGCGCAGCAGGACGGCAAAGCGGAUCCUAAAAGUGACUCCUCGAGCCAGGAGAGCUGCCCGGACGAGAAGGAGAAGUCGGAGGAGAAGAAGGAGGGGAAGGACGGGGACGCCGGAGGGAAAGACGGCGAGAAGAAGAGCGGCAAGUACGAAAAACCUCCGUUCAGCUACAACGCGCUCAUCAUGAUGGCCAUCCGGCAGAGUCCGGAGAAGAGGCUCACCCUGAACGGCAUCUACGAGUUCAUCAUGAAGAACUUCCCGUACUACCGGGAGAACAAGCAGGGCUGGCAGAACUCCAUCCGGCACAACCUCAGCCUGAAUAAGUGCUUCGUCAAGGUGCCGCGGCACUACGACGACCCGGGCAAAGGGAACUACUGGAUGCUGGACCCGAGCAGCGACGACGUCUUCAUCGGCGGCACCACCGGGAAGCUGCGGCGGCGCUCCACCACGUCCCGGGCCAAGCUGGCCUUUAAGCGGGGCGCGCGGCUGACCUCCGGGCUGACCUUUAUGGACCGCGCCGGAUCCCUGUACUGGCCCAUGUCCCCCUUUCUGUCCCUGCACCACCCGCGGGCCGGCAGCGCCCUGGGCUACAACGGGACCUCCUCGGGCUACCCGGGUCACCCCAUGUCCUACAGCACCAUGCUCACGCAGAACAUGAGCAACAGCCACUCGUCGUUCCCGUCCUCCAACGGGAUCAGCAUGGACCGGCUGGUCGGCGGGGAUCUCCCCUACGCAACGCACCACCUGACGGCAGCGGCCCUGGCGGCCUCUGCGGUGCCGUGCGGCCUCUCCGUGCCUUGCUCCGGGGCCACGUACUCCCUCAACCCGUGCUCGGUCAACCUACUGGCCGGGCAGACCAGUUACUUUUUCCCCCAUGUGCCGCACCCGUCCAUGACCGCGCAGUCCGGCGUCGGCUCCUUGCAGGCCGCCCGGGCUUCGGCCUCCAAUUCCCCGCAGGCUCCGUCCUCCUCGCUGCAGUGUGACUCUCUGAGGCAGACUCUGUCCGGCUCUCUGCCGGCCUUCUCCUCGGGACUCUCCGGAGGUUUGUCUGACUAUUUUACGCAUCAAACUCAGGGUCCGACCUCCAACCCGCUGAUCCACUAACAUCCUCACCCUCACCCUCCGUCCAUCCAUGAAAACCCGUAAAAUGACUGGAACUCCGAUGGAGAGGCGACAGCAAGUCUCCACGCCGUAAACCGAUCCGCCUCGGAGAGAGCGCAAGGCCGAGCGGGAGAGGAUUCCUGAUAUGGAUCUACCUCAGAAACUCAGCCAAACAAAGCCUCACCUGUUUUCAGCGCCCUGCCUUGUUCCUCCUCCACCACCUCCUCCUCCUCCACCACCACCGCUGCACCACCAGACUCCGAAAAUCCACUUUGUCAAUUUGUGCAUUUUCUCCUCUGGUUUUGUUCCCGUUGGGGAUUGUGGACGCUUUGAUACACAGAAAUACCUGUUAGUAGUUGUCGAUCCUUCUUUCCAAAUACCUCCACCCACCCUCCCCUCCUCCACCGGUCUCACCGGAACAGAAAAUUACCCCAUUUACCCUCCUCCCUUCUCCAUUUUGGGUGUCCCAAAUCGGGGCCCCCCGGGGCAGAUCCCAGACAUAAAAGUUAGCAUUGAGGAGCCGAGGGUCCGAUAUCAGUUAAUGUGAGAUACAACUAAUUAGUCCAUUAUCGGGCCCCCGCUCUCACCGGCUCAUAAAUUGGAGCCACUCAAAGGUCGUUUAUUAUUUAUCAGAGUGGGUGAGGGAGGGGGAGGAGGAGGGGGAGUGCGGCUGGUGCUCCGGUUUGCUUGUUCAACAUAUCAAGAUUAGUUUCAACUAGCCCUGUUGGAUGACUGCAGCCUGCAAGCACCACACACACACACACACACACACACACACACACACACACACACACACACUUCAUAACACACACUCCUGGUCUCUGUCCGGCUGCAGGAGCCCGACAGAGAUUCAAACAGAAUUCCUUUUGUGUUCCGUCUGUGCAGAAACUUUGAAUUGAGAGUUCAAUGAUCGGUCAAUGUGUGACUGCAUUAUCAAUGUGUUAUGAAUGUUGGAUGAUAACUUGUUAUAGUAGUUUGUGUCUGUUCUGUUAGAAA